Messenger RNA from Seminavis robusta, 4090 nucleotides. The record is from the annotation of a GenBank genome assembly. Lineage: Eukaryota; Bacillariophyta; Bacillariophyceae; Naviculales; Naviculaceae.
CCGCUGCUUCCUGUUUGUUGUUGUUGAUUGAUUUGGAUUUGCUUCUACUACUUGUAGUGCGUUGUGGUGAGUUGGUUGGUGAUUUAGUACUGGGCAGGCUGGCGGAAGCGGGAGAAUUGGGCAGACUGCUGAGUUCCAGCUGUCGUUGUUGUAAUUGUUGAAAGAGAGAACUGACAGCCCUGGGAAUCAUUCCUGAGGAAGUCUCUUCUGGAGCGGAAUGACAGGUAGACGGUCCAAUGACAGUGUGUGUUUUUCCGGAACCUGUUUGCCCAUAUGCCAGUAUUGUUGCAUUGUAUCCUUCUAGACAUCUCUCUACCAAUGGAGCGACACGGUGUUCAUAGACUUGUACUUGUGUAGAGCUGAUAGGAAACACUUCAUCAAAUGUGAACGUGGGUCCUGUCGAUUCCGGUCCAAUUUGAAUGGUAGUGGGCCGACCACGGAGGGGUGGAAGUAUAUGAAUGCAAGAACCACAUCCUGACUCUAGUGAUGACAAGAGAGGCCGUACUCUCACAGCCACUUGUACAGAAGAAGCCGAGCCAGACGAAGAAGAAGGCCUCGUUGGUGAGGAUGCCGUCUUCAUGGUCACCAAGGAUAGGUCAUUCGUGAUGGCACUCGCAUCGUCGUCGGUGCACACAGAGGGACUGCUAGGGUUGUUGCUGUUACUAUAAACCAGAUUCUGAUGUUGUGGAACAGAUACGGAAGGAGAUUCUUCUUGCUGUUGUUGCUGUUGGUGAUCCAAGUGUUCGCUGUGGUUGCCUGUCAUCUAAAACACACGUCUUGUUCUGUGCUUCUGUUCUUCUUCUGACCAAAAAAGUGCCUCAAAGGAACAAUUUCCUUUUUCUCUUCGCCGACACCUUCGCCUUAUUGUGGUCAAUCACAACAGAACAACACUUGACAAGACACAACAACACAACUCCAACUAUCUGAAUCAAGGUACCAACACCUCUCCUGUGUCCUCUUUAGAGAUGAUGAUGUGUGUUGAAGGUUGAAGAAACGAAUUUUUUUGUGAGCAUCAUCAGCCAGUGCACCAAGCAGUGGCAAAAUGCUGUCUAAAUCCCUCCGAGUGCCGGAUGCAUGGCCUUUGCCAUUCAACGGAAGCAAAAACCACUCCCACCUGGCCGUCCCAUCCCAUUUGUCAGUUCUUUCGUGGCCUGCUGCAGUAGGUACCAGUACCACCAUAACUUGGUUCGGCACCCAAACUGAGCGAGGACAACUAACUAACAUCUUCAUGGCUACCGGUAAUAUAACUUGGAAAUAGCUAGCUAGAUAAGCUAGCCUGCCGCCCGUAGGUAGAUAGCAAGCUAUCGUAGAACACGGCUCAUUGCCAACCCGCUGACCGACUCGACUCCCGCCACAGAUGGGAAUCUGUACAGUAGUUCCACUGCUUUUUAUUUUAUUUUAAAAACGGGGUGGUGUGGUGGGAGUCGAGUCGAUCGGUCUGUGUGUUGCACAUGCUUUGCAUUCCUCUGCUUCUACUGUACUGUACGUAUGCAUACCGGUACCGUAGUUUUCGAGGUUUUUUAGUCUCUCCAUCAAGGGAAAUCUUUGGUAUCUUUGUGGGUCAUUGGCCCCUCGAGCUAUCCGAGCAUUGCUCACUCUAUGGCUACGGUACCGUACAAUGGCUAUUGUGGCACACACACAGUUUUACCUCAACUAAACAUGUACAUGUAGCUAGAAGGAACCACGACAAUGGAGAACGACAUGACAAUCGAGGAUGAUAUCAGCACGUUGAGGAUGGACGACGAUGAGGACGACCUGCUGGGCGAGGAUAUUGACGACGAACUUAGCGUGAUGAUAGAACCGAGUGCUACCGAUGAAAGGACAGUCUACAAGGACAGCACGGAGGAGGAUGGAAAGGGCGCAGUUGCCAAGGACACCAAUACCGUGGCCGGCGACGAGGUUGAGAGUGCCACGGAAGCGGAAACCGAGCUUUCCGUCGAAGUGGAAGGUCUGGAAACGUUGGUCAAGGAGCCGCCGCAACAGCAACAGGACAACAACAACAAUCAAAGAGAUGACGCUAGCUUUGUAUCCUGUAUGAACAAUCGGACCGUGCAAGUGGCGGUUCGAGUGCGUCCGCUCCUAGGGAACGAGAAGAAACCUUGUUUAGAGGCGCUAUACGAACGAAAAAACUUGACGUCGCAUGCCCGGGACCGAAGUCGCCGCAAGCACCACUCGAUUCUCCGUGUUGGAGACGAAGAAGGGCCAACAUAUUGCUACGACGAAGUGUUUCCAGAAAACUCUUCUCAGGAAGAUAUCUACGAGCAUCGCGUCGCUCCCUUGGUCGAUAGGUGUUUGGCAGGAUACAACGCGACAAUCGUGGCGUAUGGUCAGACUGGAUCGGGGAAGACGUACACGAUGACAGGUCCACCGGUUGGAGACAAUGAAAUAAAAGAGAGCGAAGUCGGAGUCAUUCCUCGAGCCCUAAGGGACUUGUUUGAGGGUUUAGAAGCUCGAUCAGACCAAAGCGUGGCAGGCUACAGCUGCCUUGUGAAGCACACGAGCCAUGUGCGAGUACAGUUUCUCGAGCUGUACAUGGACGACAUUCGAGAUCUUCUACGUGAUCCGGACGACAAGAAACCUGCACGAAAAGUCACGCUAAGAUGUAUUGGCGAAAAAGAACCAGACGUCAUUGGUUCCUGCAAGCCCACAGUGACGACAGCUGAUGAAGCUCUAGAACUUCUCAAGAAAGGGCUACAAAGGCGAGCGACUGGCGCAACGUCAAUGAACGCGACAUCUUCUCGCUCUCAUGCCAUCUUUUCGGUGAUGGUUGAACAGCAGACAACGAUGACUGGUGCAGUCUCCAAGGGAUCUCACGUCAAGCGUAGCCGCUUCCACCUCUGUGACCUGGCAGGGUCGGAACGACAAAAGCGAAUCUUCUCGGACGUAUCGGAUGCGCAGCAACGCCUCCGAAAAGGCGAGGUCUGUCAAAUCAACAUGGGGCUGCUGGCAUUAGGAAAUGUCAUCUCUGCGCUUGGCGAUCCAAAACGUGCCUCGUCCAAUGGUUACGUUCCAUACCGAGAUAGCAAGCUUACACUCCUUCUUAAAGGGAGCUUGGGCGGCAAUCAUCAUACACUGAUGAUUGCCUGUGUCAGCCCUGCUGUGGAGAACAAGGAAGAAACCACAAAUGCUUUGCGAUACGCUAACCGCGCAAAGAACAUUACGAAUCAUGUCGUGGUGAACUUGGAUCGUCGAUCGCAGCUACUAAAUCAGCUGCAAUCCCAAUUUCAGUCUCUUGCCAACGACCUACUCGUCGCUUAUGAACAGGACACAACAGGCGGCGUUGACUUCCGAAACCUUCUGGAGACAAUAGCUGCUGGAGAGCAGUCCGGUAAAGUUGGUCCCAGUGAGACGAAAACCAAACCUCCCAAGCCAAUCACUCCUCCUGUUCCCUCUCUCUCGGCCUCCGCUGAUGGGUCACCACGACCCUCCCGCCACGUCAGCAUGAUUCCUCGUCUUCGAUCGGCAAUGAAGCAACCCGAGCCAGUGAAAAUUGCACAAGCAGAGCCUGUUAAGAACGACAUUACCGAUGAAGAGAUUCCAGGUCGCUUGGCCGGCUAUGAAAAGGAGAUCAAAGCGCUCCGAGGGGAGCUCCAAGUGGCCAAACAUGAAUUGGUUGUGGCCCUUGCCUCUGACCGUAAUCCACCUGAUGAUGGAUCGAUAUCAGACCUCAGUGAGUCUUCGUUCCCGUCUCGUAUCGGAAGCGUUAAGAGGUUUGACUCCCAAGACUCGGUGGAGGUUCGUGGCCUACGCCGUCGUCUUUGUCGUCGAUUGGAAACUCUGCAGGGCGGCAAGGAUUCGGACCAGCAGUACAGCAAUGAGAUGAAACAGUACUAUGAGAAGGUCAAAAACAUGUCUGCGGCACUGCAGCAAAAGGAAGACGCCAAGGCCGUCCUCAUGCAGCGAUGGCAGGAGUGCAAUGUAGAGAACAAGGGCGACCAGCGGAUAUCCUCCACCCGUCAGAUCGGCCUCCCCCGCAUUUGCGCUUCGGCGGUUGUAUAUAUGAGCGUUGUAUAUUGCGUUGCCUCAACCAUAUACAGUGCGUGUUAGAGAGUAGUUAUAAAACAGUUUACAGAACGAACUUGAACAAUGG